CUCGAAUAGUGGAACAAUUAAUUACAAACAUCAAGAUGAUGAAGAAAACGAUUCUCCUAUUCAUAGCCUUGGCGCUUUUCAUUAGUGUUACCGGAGCGCCGGCCAAAAGAAAUAUAAACUCUGAGAUGUUACAAAAACGCAUCGACUAUGAGAUAGACCAGCUGACAAUGGACUUGAAGAGAGCAAUGGUGCUGAGAGAGGUUGAAGGAGGCGACAAUGGUCAAGAGGAAGGGGACACUGAAAAUGAACAAGGGGCCGAUGACGAAGGGGAAGAGGAAGAAGGAGAAAAUGAGGAAAAUGAGGAAGAACAGGGAGAGGAGGAAGAAGGAGAAAAUGAGGAAAAUGAGGAAGAACAGGGAGAGAAGGAAGAAGAGGAAGAAGAGGAAGAAGGAGAAAAUGAGGAAAAUGAGGAAGAACAGGGAGAGGAGGAAGAGGAGGAAAAUGAGGAAAAUGAGGAAAAUGAGGAAGAACAGGGAGAGGAGGACGAAGAGGAAGAGGAGGAGGAAGAGGAGGAAGAACAGGGAGAGGAGGAGGAAGAAGAAGAAGAAGAAGAAGAAGAAGAAGAAGAAGAAGAAGAAGAAGAAGAAGAAGAAGAAGAAGAAGAAGAAGAAGAAGAAGAAGAAGAAGAAGAAGAAGAAGAAGAAGAAGAAGAAGAAGAAGAAGAAGAAGAAGAAGAAGAAGAAGAAGAAGAAGAAGAAGAAGAAGAAGAAGAAGAAGAAGAAGAAGAAGAAGAAGAAGAAGAAGAAGAAGAAGAAGAAGAAGAAGAAGAAGAAGAAGAAGAAGAAGAAGAAGAAGAAGAAGAAGAAGAAGAAGAAGAAGAAGAAGAAGAAGAAGAAGAAGAAGAAGAAGAGGAAGAAGAAGAAGAAUGUUUACAAGAAGUUGAAGUAUAUUAA
Messenger RNA from Ylistrum balloti, 893 nucleotides. Its product is annotated as cilia- and flagella-associated protein 251-like. NCBI's taxonomy places the organism in Eukaryota, Metazoa, Mollusca, Bivalvia, Pectinida, Pectinidae. The record is from RefSeq and is a predicted model, not a curated record. Bases 36 to 893 code for a protein of 285 amino acids. The transcript is spliced from 4 exons.